UGCCCCCAUCCUGCCCGCUGCUGGAGCCCAGUGUGGAGCUGCUCUGGGAGCCUAGGGCUUGAGCACUGCCUGUCCUCCUGGGGAUCUGCAUUUACAUCCAGAACACAGGAGGCUGAAGGCACCAGGCCGGAGAGGCCGUGUUCUCAAGAGCAAGAGCAUCUUGUGCACGUCUUCUUGCAGUGCUUGCUGCUGCACUAACAGUGUGCUGGAGAGGGCCCCCAAGGCUCGGUACAGCCCCAGUGCCAAAUGAGGAUGAUGCAUCUCUUCAUGGUGUGUCUCUUCGGCCUCUGGGGCAUGGCUGCCCCUGUACGCUAUGCCGUGGAAGACAUUUGCACUGCGAAGCCCCGCGACAUCCCAGUGAACCCCAUCUGCAUCUACCGCAACCCUGAGAAGAAGCCCCAGGAAAGCGAGGUGCUGGAGCCGGAGAAGAAGGGCAGGAUCCCGGAGUUCACCAACCCCCGUGUCUGGGAGCUGUCCAGAGCCAACUCGCGCUUCGCCGUCGUCUUCUACAAGCACCUGGCCGACUCCAAGGACAACGAGGAGAACAUCUUCCUGUCUCCCCUCAGCAUUUCCACAGCCUUCGCCAUGACCAAGCUCGGGGCGUGUGGUGACACCCUGCAGCAGCUCAUGGAGGUCUUCCAGUUUGACACUAUUUCAGAGAAGACGUCUGACCAGGUCCACUUCUUCUUUGCCAAGCUCAACUGCCGUCUUUACAAGAAAGCCAACAAGUCAUCAGAGCUAGUAUCAGCAAACCGUCUCUUUGGAGAGAAAUCCUUGGUCUUCAAUGAGACUUACCAGAACAUUAGUGAAAUAGUUUACGGAGCCAAACUCUGGCCGUUGAACUUCAAAGAGAAGCCAGAGCUUUCCAGGCAGAUCAUAAACGAGUGGGUAGCCAAUAAGACGGAGAGGCGCAUUACAGAAGUGAUCCCAGAAAAAGGUAUCGAUGAGCUCACUGUCUUGGUCCUGGUCAACACCAUCUAUUUUAAGGGGCACUGGAAGUCACAGUUCCCAGCUCCAAACACGAGACUGGAUUUAUUUCACAAAGCCAACGGUGAGACCUGCAAAGUCCCCAUCAUGUACCAGGAGUCCAGGUUCCGCCAUGCGUUCAUCCAGGAGGACAAAGUCCAGGUGCUGGAGCUGCCUUACAAAGGGGACGACAUCACCAUGGUGCUGGUUUUGCCCAAAGCUGGCACGCCGCUGGUGGAGGUGGAGCGAGACCUGACGUCGGACAAGCUGCAGGACUGGAUCAACUCUAUGAGGGAGGUCUCCCUUACUGUGUCCCUGCCACGCUUCCGCAUCGAGGACAGCUUCAGCGUCAAGGAGAAACUGAGAAAAAUGGGGCUGGAAGAUCUCUUCAGUCCAGAAAACGCCAAGCUGCCAGGUAUAGUUGCAGAGGGCCGUACAGACCUGUAUGUAUCUGAGGCUUUCCACAAAGCCUUCAUUGAGGUGAAUGAAGAAGGCAGUGAGGCGUCAGCAGCGACAUCUGUUCUUAUCUCUGGCCGUUCCUUCCCCAUGAACAGAAUUAUCUUUGAGGCCAACAGGCCCUUCUUGCUCUUCAUCCGGGAAGCCGCCCUCAACACCAUUAUAUUCAUGGGCAGAAUAUCUGAUCCUUGCUCCUAAAGGCUGCCCGAGCCUCACCUCUCCCCUCCCUGCCCCUGGGAAAGGGAUGGUAGGGCACUGCCAUGCAACCCAGGUUGUGCUGGGGUGGCUGUAUUACUGUUUGGUGCCAGCUGCAGGGAGGGGCCGUCCUUCUUCCGCUCCAACCCUCGUUCAAAGGAAGCUGAUUUUUUUUUUUUUUUUUUAAAUAAUGGCACUGGUAUUUUCAUGGCAGCCAUUCCAGUAUCACUGGCAUUCUUGCAUCCGACCCCUCCUCCCUCUCAGGCAUCAAACUGUAACUGAUCCUCCAGUACGUUAAGGCCUGUAGAUCUGUAUGGAAUAAACUCAUCUCUGAACGGA
This is a messenger RNA of Centrocercus urophasianus (Greater sage-grouse), 1956 nucleotides long. RefSeq names its product serpin family C member 1 (gene SERPINC1). The record is from RefSeq and is a predicted model, not a curated record. Gene Ontology annotation, molecular function: serine-type endopeptidase inhibitor activity. Gene Ontology annotation, biological process: regulation of blood coagulation. Bases 247 to 1620 code for a protein of 457 amino acids. The transcript is spliced from 8 exons. NCBI's taxonomy places the organism in Eukaryota, Metazoa, Chordata, Aves, Galliformes, Phasianidae.